ACUUGGUACUUGAAUUUGAGUAGUUUUCCAAUUUGCUUGAUUCGCUUGCACGGUAAAGAUAACUAUAAAUUCUAUGUUAAAAAAAUGGAAAUUAAAGAAUAAUCAGAUUGGAAAGAACCGAGGAAUUAUGAUCAUUUAAACAAUAAAAAACUGACAAUUAACCAUUGAUGAAUGUGCUGCGACUGUUUUAAGCAUCAUGAUUCCUUCUGUUGUUGACGAGUAGAAUCAAUACAGUUUCUAGCAUAACAAUAGUUUUACUGAAAUGCACGCUGCUUUAAUUUGAUUGUCUAAAAUGUAUAACUGGCAUGCUGGGUUGCUCCAGCCUCCGAGGUUGACAGUUAACAGUGCGUACCCAGUAUAACUCAUGAUAGAAGCUUUUGGGGUUGAGAAGAACCUGGACCACCUGGCAGAUAGAACCCAAUCCGCAGUUGGGGGCCUGUUAACAUCCAAAAGGUUGAUUACUCUCCUAUGACUUUUCUCACCACCGCCUUUUUUUCCUUCCUCUUAUCUGCAAGCGCCAUAGUUCUUUGCUUGCCCGUAACAAAAUAUGGAGACCUGGUUCAUCAUCUUCCUCUCUCUCUGCAUCUCUGCACUCAUCAAAUACUUCCUGAAUUUUCUCUCUCCUUCCAAACCCAAACCCAACCUACCACCUGGUCCCCUUGCUCUUCCCAUCAUCAAAAACCUGCUAUUGCUCCGCAGAUCCUUCUCCGAGCUUGGACCCAUCCUCCGAAAACUUCACGCCAAGCAUGGCCCCCUCAUCACCCUCCGUUUUGGCUCUCGCACUUCGAUCUUUGCUGCCUCCCACUCCCUUGCACACGAAGCCUUAAUCCUUAACGGUGCCAUAUUUGCUGACCGCCCCAGGGCUCUUCCCACCUCCAGAAUCUUGAACGGGAACCAACGCAACAUCAGCUCCGCUGCCUAUGGCCCCACCUGGCGCUGCCUCCGCCGCAACCUCACCUCUGAAAUCCUCCAUCCUUCACGCAUCAAGUCCUUCUCUCAUGCCCGCAGUCGGGUCCUGCAUAGCCUCACCACCCGCCUCAAAUCCCAGUCUCAAUCUGGACAACCCAUCUGCGUUUUAGACCAUUUCAGGCAUGCCAUGUUCUCUUUGCUUUCUUCCAUGUGUUUUGGCGAUGAGCUUGACGAUGAGAAAAUAGGAGAGAUCCAGAUGGUUCAACAGCGAGUUUUAUUGGCUUUCACUGAAUUCAGAGCACUCAAUUUCUGGCCAAAGAUGGGGAAGAUCUUGUUUCCUAAUCGUUGGAAGCGACUUAUGCAUCUGCGUAAGAGCAGGGAAGACAUACUUGGCCCUUUGAUAAGAACCCGGAUGAAAGCUAGACAUCAGAAACAUAGCAAAAAGAACCCAAAAGAUGAUCAGAGAGAGGACAUAUUGUGUUAUGUAGGCACUUUGAUGGAUCUAGAGCUGCCAGAGGAGAGGAGGAAGCUCGAGGAAGGAGAGAUGGUGAGUCUGUGCUCGGAGUUUCUAACAGCCGGUGUUGACACCACAUCAACGGCAUUGCAGUGGAUCAUGGCCAACGUGGUGAAGUACCCACAUAUCCAAGAGAAGCUAUUUGAGGAGAUCAGUGGGGUUUUUGGAGAGAGUGGGGAGGGAGAAGAGGAGGUGAGGGAAGAAGAUUUGCACAAGAUGCCUUAUCUGAAAGCUGUGAUAUUGGAAGGUUUGAGACGGCACCCUCCAACCCAUUUUGUGCUGCCUCAUGCUGUUACUGAAGAUGUGGAAUUGGGGGGCUACUUUGUGCCGAAGAAGGCUACUAUAAACUUUAUGGUUGCAGAUAUGGGACGGGACCCAGACGUGUGGGAAGAUCCAAUGGCGUUCAAGCCAGAGAGGUUUUUGUUGAAUGGAGGAGAUGAUGGCGGGAAUGGAGGGGAGCUGUUUGAUGUAACAGGGAGUAGGGAGAUUAAGAUGAUGCCGUUUGGUGCCGGGAGGAGGAUGUGUCCUGGGUAUGGCCUGGCCAUGCUUCAUUUGGAGUAUUUUGUGGCCAAUUUGGUGUGGCAUUUUGAGUGGGAGGCUGUGGACGGGGGAGAGGUUGAUUUGUCGGAGAAGCUGGAGUUCACUACUCUCAUGAAGAAUCCACUGGGAGCCCACUUAACUCCGAGGGCAAAACAGGGGUAUUUAUUAUGAAUUGUUGAUAGCAGGGCAGCAGUAAUAAGCAGCAGCAACAAAGAGUGCGGUAACCUGAGCAGUAGCAAAACAGUUAGCAACAACAGAAUAAUUUAGUUAUAAUUAUAGUUUAGUUAUUGAGUUGUUAAGAUUUCUGUUAUUAUCUUCUUGUAUAUAUAUUCUCUCUUGUAAACUCUUAUUGAAUCGUAAUGUAAUGGAAAUAUUUUCACAAA
Messenger RNA from Malania oleifera, 2346 nucleotides. Its product is annotated as cytochrome P450 89A2-like. Gene Ontology annotation, cellular component: membrane. NCBI's taxonomy places the organism in Eukaryota, Viridiplantae, Streptophyta, Magnoliopsida, Santalales, Ximeniaceae. Gene Ontology annotation, molecular function: oxidoreductase activity, acting on paired donors, with incorporation or reduction of molecular oxygen, NAD(P)H as one donor, and incorporation of one atom of oxygen; iron ion binding; heme binding. The record is from RefSeq and is a predicted model, not a curated record. The transcript has a single exon. Bases 548 to 2134 code for a protein of 528 amino acids.